This is a messenger RNA of Ictalurus punctatus (channel catfish), 381 nucleotides long. RefSeq names its product cytosolic phospholipase A2 zeta-like. NCBI's taxonomy places the organism in Eukaryota, Metazoa, Chordata, Actinopteri, Siluriformes, Ictaluridae. The record is from RefSeq and is a predicted model, not a curated record. The coding region runs from base 127 to 381 and encodes 84 amino acids. The transcript has 4 exons.
GAGCAGGCAGCACAAUGGAACCUCUCAGUCAAAGUGCUACGAGGAAAGUUCCUGUAUUCAUAUGACUUAUUUUCAGACCCUGACCUCUAUGUGACCCUAAGCCUCCCCACGGCCUCAGCUUGUACCAUGAGAACCAGGACAAUCAAUAACUGCAAGACACCUGAGUGGAAUGAGACCUUCUUCUUCUGCCCCUUCAGCCGGGUGAAGAACAUUCUGGAGCUGAAUUUGUUUGACGAAGACGCCGUGAAGGAUGACGAAUGCAUCAGCAUCCUGUUCGACAUCAGCACCCUCAAACUGGGUCAGAAAGAGACAAAGGUCUUCAUCACAGAUGAUAAGCUGAAGGACGAGCUGUGGGUGGAACUUGAGAUCACAGAGAGGUAA